UUUAUAAAAAGCACUCUCUUCAUUCAUCAAGCUUUGUUAUACUCUCUCUAGCUAGCUAGUUUCUACUUCAACUGAUCAAAACUGCUAUAUAUAUAUAUAUAAAUUUAUGGCGGCUAAGCAAUAUUUUGUGCUGUGGUAUUUUUUUGUUUUGAGUUUGAUUUUGGUAGGGUUAAGGGGUUGUGUUUCAGGGCAAUUAGGAGUGGUAGUUGCAGGGAAUAAUAAUACUAGUGAUGUUGAUGAUGAUGGUGAUGGGAGAAAUGAAAUGGUGCCUGCCAUGUUCAUAUUUGGAGACUCUCUCAUUGACAAUGGCAACAACAACAAUCUUCCCUUAUCUUUUGCUAAGGCCAAUUACUUCCCCUACGGUAUUGAUUUCAAGGGCGGACCUACUGGUCGCUUCUCCAAUGGCUAUACCAUUGUUGACGAAAUAGCGGAAUUGCUAGGACUUCCUCUCAUUCCUGCGUUCUCUGGUAUUUCUGGUGCCCAAGCACUUCACGGAGUCAACUACGCUUCAGCAGCAGCUGGUAUUCUCGACGUAACAGGCAGAAAUUUUGUGGGUCGCAUUCCCUUUAAUCAACAGAUAAAGAAUUUCGAGACCACAUUAGAUCAAAUAACAGACAAUCUAGGGGCUGUUGACGUGGCACAGUCCCUUGCCAGCUGUAUCUUCUUUGUGGGAAUGGGCAGCAACGACUACCUGAAUAACUAUCUCAUGCCCAAUUACCCGACCCGAAAUCAAUACAACGCCCAGCAAUUUGCUGAUCUCUUAGCUCAGCAAUAUUCUCAACAACUCACUAGAUUAUAUAACCUUGGAGCUCGAAAAAUUGUUAUCGGUGGAUUAGGGCUAAUGGGCUGCAUUCCAAGCAUCUUGGCCCAAAGCCCAACUGGAAGCUGCUCACCAGAAGUGGAUCAACUUGUCAUGCCUUUUAAUGCUAAUGUGAAGACUAUGAUCAAUAAUCUUAAUUCCAACUUACCAGGAUCCAAGUUCAUCUACGUUGACACUGCACAUAUUUUCCAAGAUCUCCUCGCUAACUCUUCAUCUUAUGGUUUCAAUGUUAUAAAUCGUGGUUGCUGUGGGAUUGGACGGAACAGAGGCCAAAUUACAUGUCUUCCAUUCCAAACACCAUGUCCAAACAGACAAGAGUAUGUUUACUGGGAUGCAUUUCACCCAACAUCAGCAGUAAACAUCAUCAUGGGAAAGAAGGCUUUCAAUGGAGAUCAGCGUAGUGUUUAUCCCAUAAACAUUCAACAACUUGCCAAUCUUAAAAUUCCAACUACUGAUUAGUACAUAUAUUCUGUUUAGUAUUGCGAUGUUUUUUUUAUUAUAUUAGCUAGGGCUUUUCACGUACGGAGAAAACUAAUCUGUUAUGAUUUCAACAUUUUCUAAUUGUUCUAGGUCAAAGACAAUGUUCAGAUUAAUUGAGAAAUGUAGUUUUAUUAGAUUA
Messenger RNA from Humulus lupulus (European hop), 1439 nucleotides. RefSeq names its product GDSL esterase/lipase At1g71691. The transcript is spliced from 5 exons. Gene Ontology annotation, molecular function: hydrolase activity, acting on ester bonds. Lineage: Eukaryota; Viridiplantae; Streptophyta; Magnoliopsida; Rosales; Cannabaceae. The coding region runs from base 107 to 1279 and encodes 390 amino acids. The record is from RefSeq and is a predicted model, not a curated record.